Messenger RNA from Aspergillus japonicus CBS 114.51, 522 nucleotides. RefSeq lists its product as uncharacterized. NCBI's taxonomy places the organism in Eukaryota, Fungi, Ascomycota, Eurotiomycetes, Eurotiales, Aspergillaceae. The record is from RefSeq and is a predicted model, not a curated record. Bases 1 to 522 code for a protein of 173 amino acids. The transcript has 4 exons.
AUGAUUCCCCUUCCCAGCAAGACCACUCCCCCGACCAAGAAGUCCGACGAGGUGAUCAUUCCUCUGCUAUACUACGUCCAGCGCAUCCAGCGGUAUCCCCUUCCCCUUGUGAUCAUCUGCCUGAUGUACGAGAUCCCCUCUGACGAGGAGGCCCUCAAGCUGCUGGAGGAGAACUUCAGCCCCGAAACCACCUUCGAAUGGAACUACGAAAAGCUCCACUUCGACGACUUCAAGAACUUCGUCCAGAACUGGCGCUCCCGCUACACCUUCCUCGAGUUCAAGUUCCACGAGGCCAUCGCCUCCCCAGACCCCAGCGACCCGGAGGGCCGCGGCGGUACCCUCGGGUUCGGCAUGCGCGGUCGCGUGAUCGGGAAGGAUGAUGGCAAAAUUUAUGAGGGGAGGGUUCAUGCCAUCUUCAAGGUGGAAUGGGUCCCCGGGCAGAAUGGGGGCGAGGAUCGCCGCGUGAUUACUCGCAGUAAUCAGGUGUUGCAGGGUCCGUAUGUCAUUGAGGAGGAGAGAUGA